Papaver somniferum (opium poppy) is the source of this 876-nucleotide messenger RNA. RefSeq names its product protein yippee-like At5g53940. The coding region runs from base 152 to 538 and encodes 128 amino acids. NCBI's taxonomy places the organism in Eukaryota, Viridiplantae, Streptophyta, Magnoliopsida, Ranunculales, Papaveraceae. Gene Ontology annotation, cellular component: ubiquitin ligase complex. The record is from RefSeq and is a predicted model, not a curated record. The transcript has 5 exons.
UCUUAAUUUGCGUAUCCAAGAGAGUUCUAAUUAAUCCUGUCCUGUACUAUGGUUAUUUAUACCGAGAAAAUAAAAAUACUCCAGUUAUUUAUCCCCAACUCCUUAAACCAUAUCCUCAUUUUAUCUAGUCAGGAGAUUUGAAGGAAAAGAGAUGGGAAGAUUAUUUCUAAUAGAAUUGGAUGGAAGAGUAUAUAAAUGCAAAUUUUGCCGAAGUCACUUAGCCCUUGCCGAUGAUCUUGUCUCUAGGCAGUCUUUCAGUUGUCGCCGAGGAAAAGCGUACCUUUUCAAUACUGCUGUAAAUGUCAUAGUUGGAACACAAGAGGAGAGGAUGAUGCUCUCUGGCUUGCAUACUGUUGCGGACAUAUUUUGCUGCAGCUGUGGACAAAUCGUUGGCUGGAAAUAUGAAGCAGCACAUGAUAAAAGCCAAAAGUAUAAAGAGGGAAAGUUUGUGCUGGAGAGGGGUAGGAUAGUUGACGGUGUGGACGCAGAGUUCUACCUUGACACACGAUCUGGGACAAGUGAUGCUGAAGAUGCUUAACAAAGUUAUUCAAUAAUUGUAAUCUAUGUACAAUGCUAGCUAGUAUUUAGAGAUAAGUGGUAUCCUCUUUUGUUUGAACUAGGUGAUAAAUUUGUCCUUUCAUCUGUAAUGUUUGAUAUUGUAUGAUGACAGUAGACUAGUCACAGUACCUGUACACAUAUAGUGGGCAGCUUUGGAAUAAAUGUUGGGUCCCUGGUCGACGUCCACUACGGGGUCUGAACUCUGAAGCCUCAUAGCAAGUUGAUAUAAAAAGUUAGACGUGAUUCUAGAAAGAUUGAUUAUGUGGUAAUAAAUUAUUUGUGCUCUACAUUCAAAAUGGAAUAAAAACUAUUCGUGCU